This is a messenger RNA of Neoarius graeffei (lesser salmon catfish), 2294 nucleotides long. RefSeq lists its product as uncharacterized. The transcript is spliced from 4 exons. Lineage: Eukaryota; Metazoa; Chordata; Actinopteri; Siluriformes; Ariidae. Bases 224 to 898 code for a protein of 224 amino acids. The record is from RefSeq and is a predicted model, not a curated record.
ACAACCCCCAUUUCCAACCUCUAAACACACACACACACACACACACACACAGUGUUCCUCACACACUCUCCUUCUGUUUCUCCUGUGUCUCUCAGACCUGUGUGUGCUGCUCCUGCUUCCUCUCUCUUUCUACUCAUCUCCACUGUGUAUGAGAUAACAUCAGCCUCUGAGACCAGGUUCAGGACGUACAAGAGUGACUUUCAUUCAGAACUCUGAAGACAUCAUGAAGAUUGAACUGCUGCUGCUGUUUGCUCUGGUUGGGUCUUUUUGUACCAUCACGUAUGCAAGUACUCUUGUGGUACCCACAGAAGCGGAGCUGACGCAAAUGACAGGGGCUUCUAUGUCCACUGAGACUACAGUGACAUUAAAGGAUGAAGAGGCUGCUCCAGAGGAAGCUGUCACCAAAGCAUCAGCACCAGCUGCUACUGAAGCUACUGUGGAGGAAACAGGGGCAACAUCCGCUCAUACUGAAGUUCUUAUGGAGGAAACAGAGGCAACAUCAGCUCAUACUGAAGUUCAGACUGAGCAAACAGACUCACCAUUAGCUCAUACUGAAGCUCCUGCACAAGAAACUGAAGCGCCAUUAGUAAGUACGGAAGCUCUAGCAGAAAACCCUGAAGCAGAUGUGGAGAAAAGUGCAGCCACAGAAGGUACACCUGAAGUUACUGAGGCAGGAAAUAAAUCUGAAGCUCCAGAAACAAGCCUGCCAGGCACAGGACGAGAAGGAGAGGCUGACCAAGUGAUCGAAAUGGAGAGAGAUAAGGUGGAAGUGGAGGAAUCAGAGGGUAUGAACACAGGUCACGUGGUAGGCAUUGUACUUGGUGCACUGAUCGCUGUUGUCAUCAUCAUUGCAGUAAUAGUCGUGGUGGUCAGGAGGAUGGGCCAAUACUCCCCCUGAAAAGGAAGGCGGCAAGACAGGAAGAAAAGAAGAAGAAGAAGCAGAAGAAGAAGAAGAAGUUCUGGAAAUUCUGAACUACUGAACAGAUGCCAUUUCCUGUCAUUAAAUAAACAAGCUAGGAGCACUCUAACCAUCCAGGACAAUUAGGGCAGCAUCCUGCCUAUCUACCCGAGAGCCAUUGACAUGGACGCUCUGCCCUUUUCCCAUGCCAUCACCCUCCCCUUUUCCCAAAAUCCCCAGAACCCCCGACAACUGCCAAAGAUUAAGACAGGAAGUAAAGGAUCAGGAAGAAUUUGAAUGUGUCACAAAAUUAUUGUUAGAACACAUCAGGGUUGUAAUAAGGACCUAAUGAACAAACACUUUAACAACAAACUGAAAUAUCUUUUAAAAUAGUGGGGAGAGAUUAGGUAAAUUACAGAUAAAGAAAUGCGAAAGGUGUAAAUAACACACACACACACACACACACACACACACACACACACACACACAAAAAAAAAAAAAAAUAUGGUCAUAAUUCACCAGCCUUAGCCUUAAUCUUUUUUUAAAUUGCAUUCUAUGUAUCGAAAGCAUGCAUACACACACACUAGCAGUCCUUGAGUCUGUAUGCACAUUCAGUUCCGUGUAGCAUGACAGCAUCAACAUCCUGCAGUAGUAUAACGCAUAAAAAGCAUUUUAUAACCAGAUUAUAAAUAGAUUAUAAAGAUACUGUAACCUGUUGUAAGCUGUCCCAGGCAGAUCCUGUCAGGACAAGUUGGGCUUGUAUGAUAUAUGUUUCAUAUUUUUGUAUAACUAGUAGCUUUAAUCCUGGAAUAUAAAACUUUGACAGAGCAUUAAUGGAAGGGCUGGCAGCCUGGAUACUUUCUAUGCUCAACUCUUGCAGUUCAUUAAUGUGAAUUUGAAUUGACGUAGUUGUUUUCAACAGCCUUCCUUUUUAACAGCAAUCACAUCAUAGUCACCUUGUUCCACAGCAUACCGCCAGUGUGAAUGCUGCUUAAAGUUUUGCAACCAGAGUAAUUUUUGAAAAUUUUGUUCAAUCUGGAAAACAUUUAAGAAGCUUUGAGACACUCAGGCUCAUCAGCCUUUUACAUCAUGUGGUCUGGCUACCAGACUUGUGUGUUAACCUCAGGUUCACUGGACUAGAUGUGGCUCUUUUUGCUGCAUAAUUAAGGGGUGUGUGUUAUGCUAUGCUUGCUUUAAUAUGUGCACUGACUGACAAUGUUUAAUGUAAAAGGUUUGAGACACUGCAACUGUUUGCAACGAUACCUUUUUUAAUGCUUAGUCUAUACGCCAGGUCCUCACUUUACUGUCUGCUGUCUAAGUCAUUUUAUUUAAUUGCAGUGUUUUAUUUUUUUCUUUUUGGAUGUUCAUACUGUUUCAAUAAAAAAGUGAAAAUUGA